Messenger RNA from Anolis carolinensis (green anole), 6015 nucleotides. It is a transcript of the gene tubgcp5, whose product is annotated as tubulin gamma complex component 5. The record is from RefSeq and is a predicted model, not a curated record. The transcript is spliced from 23 exons. Gene Ontology annotation, cellular component: gamma-tubulin complex; spindle pole; equatorial microtubule organizing center. Gene Ontology annotation, molecular function: gamma-tubulin binding; microtubule minus-end binding. The coding region runs from base 100 to 3210 and encodes 1036 amino acids. Gene Ontology annotation, biological process: meiotic cell cycle; microtubule nucleation; cytoplasmic microtubule organization. NCBI's taxonomy places the organism in Eukaryota, Metazoa, Chordata, Lepidosauria, Squamata, Anolidae.
UCAGCGAGAUGUGGCGGCGGAAGGCGAGCGAAACAAAUUGAGGCGCCGAGAGGCUGUCAAGUGCGCGCGCCGCCUUCCCCGCUUCGGCUGAGGAUUGCCAUGGCGGCUGCGGCGUCCUCUCCUGCGACGACCCCCACGGCCCACUGGAGCCGCUUUGAGCAGGAGAGGGACCUGACCCUCCGGGAGCUGGUCCGGCGAGUCACGGGCCUCCAGGAGCGGGGCGCCGGCGAAGGGGAGCCCGGCCACUUCCAAGCGGCGCUCGGCUUCGCCUGGUCCAACGUCAGGUUUCAUCGAUUUCUCGAUGUAAGUAGUCACAAAGUGGAGAAAACAAUAGACGGAAUUUAUGAAAAGCUGGUUGUUCAUUCAGAACUUGUAAAAGCUGCAAGUUGGAAAAAAUUAACGGAAAAGUUUCUGAAUUUGCCUCUUCCAACGACUGAAGGAACAAAGACAGAGACCCAUUAUGCCCUACUCUCUCUCUUGCUAUGCUUGUCUGAUUCUCCUUCCAACACCAGUUAUGCAGAAAAACCGAGAGAGAAAGAAGUGGAAAAAGAAGAAUUUGAUUGGGGAAAAUACUUAAUGGAAGGUGAAGAAUUUGAUUUUCCGCCUGAUUUAGAGACACCAGAGUGGUCUGAUGCGAGUAAUGAUGAAGAGGAUGCCGAACCUUUGAGUAGGGAAGAUUCUGGUAUUCAGGUGGACAGGACACCACAAGAAGAUCAAGAUCAAAACAAGAAGUCAGCAUCUCAUGUUACCUGGAAAGGUGAACCUGAUGCACGUACCUGGUUGGAGCAACAUGUAGUUGCUCCAUAUUGGACCGGAAGAGCAGUCCGUUUUUCCCAUAGUUUACAUUUCCAUUCCAAUUUAGCUGCUGUGUGGCAGCAGCAUUUAUAUAAUACAGAUCCGUUGUAUAUGCCAGAAGAAAGAGUUAUUGUUACAGAAACACAGGUUAUUCGUGAAACGAUUUGGCUUCUUUCAGGUGUAAAAAAGCUGUUUAUAUUUCAGAUGAAUGAAGGAAAGAUUACUGUAAGAAAUGAUAUCAUGGUCACCCACUUGACACGUAAUUCAUUAAGAGCAAUGCUGGAGCGGAUAGCAGCAUAUGGGCAAGUUGUAUUUAGACUGCAAAAGUUUAUUGAUGAAGUGAUGGGUCACGGCUCAGAAAGUGGAAUGCAUGGAACCAUGUCCACACCAAAAAAAUCUAUAGAAGCCCCAUUUAGAACCUACCAGGCAUUUAUGCGAGCUCUCUAUAAGUAUUUCAUCAACUUCAAAGAGGAACUUACUGAAAUUGAGAGGUGUAUUAUCAAUUCAGACACGACCAUCACUCUCUCUAUAGUAAUGGAGAAAUUGUCUCCUUGGCUGGCACAGCUGAAGGUCCUGCACAAAGUAUUUAGCACUGGAGUUGCAGAAGUGCCCCCUGACACUCGUAACGUUGUGAGAGCUUCUCAUUUGCUUAAUACUCUGUACAAAGCCAUAUUGGAUUAUGACAAUGUUGGAGAAGCCUCAGAGCAAACGGUCUCUCUCUUGUUUUCUCUGUGGGUUGAGACAGUAAGACCAUAUUUACAGACAGUGGAUGAGUGGAUUGUUCAUGGAAGCUUAUUUGAUCCUGCCAAAGAAUUUAUAAUUCAGAGAAACAAAAAUGUUCCUGUGAACCAUAGGGAUUUUUGGUAUGCUACUUAUACUUUGUAUAGUGUAUCGGAAAAAACAGAGAAUGAAGAGAAAAUGAGUGACAAUGCUAGUGCCAGUUCUGGGAGUGAUCUGGCACCCUCAAGCAGGCAGCACACCAUGGUCUCUUUUUUGAAACCAGUGUUGAAACAGAUCAUUAUGGCUGGGAAGUCUAUGCAGUUGCUGAAGAACUUGCAAUGCACCGAUGGUUCUCCACAGCAGGCUGCGUUCAGAGAUACAGAAAGAAAAAGUCUGUACAUGUUAUUUUUGGAGUCAGUGCAGUCACGGUUGCGACACGGAGAAGAACCUGCUCAGGAUAUUGUUACAGAACAGCAGGUUACUAAGCAGAGUCUAAUAAAGAUGCAGUCUAUUGCAGAAAGACAUUUGGAGUUGGAUGAUGUUCAUGAUCCCUUACUGGCUAUUAAUUUUGCAAGGCUAUAUUUGGAACAGAAUAACUUCCAUGAGACACUUGCAGCUGACGAUGUUUGUGUGGAUCGAUCAUCUGAAUCUGUUACAUGUCAAACAUUUGAACUGACAUUGAGGUCUUGUCUUUAUCCUCACAUAGACAAACAAUAUCUACAGUGUUGUGGCAAUUUAAUGCAAACUUUGAAGAAAGAUUACAGGCUGGUAGAGUACUUGCAAGCAAUGAGAAACUUUUUCUUAUUGGAGGCUGGAGAUACUAUGUAUGACUUCUACACAUCCAUUUUUGAUAAGAUACGAGAGAAAGACACUUGGCAGAAUGAACCAUUUCUUAAUGUACAGCUCCAAGAAGCAGUUGGACAGCGCUAUCCAGAGGACAGUUUGCGGCUAUCUAUACUGUGUGAAAAUAUUGAUAUAGCAAAGAAGAAACUUCCUGUUCAUACUUUGGAUGGUUUAAUACUGAGCUAUAAGGUCCCUUGGCCUGUGGAUAUAGUUAUAAGUGUGGAAUGUCAGAAAAUCUAUAAUCAAGUGUUUCUUCUAUUGCUACAAAUAAAGUGGGCCAAGUAUAGUCUGGAUGUGCUAAGAUUUCAUGAACUAGUCAAAGCAGGAGAAAAGACUCAGCAUGAAGAAGGAGCUAUAUUUGUACAAGAAGCACUCUCUCAGUUUGGAGCACAAACGGAUCCCAUUAAACAACAAACUCAUCGUAUGUUCCUUUUGAGGAUGAAGCUCAUGCAUUUUGUUAACAGUCUGCACAACUACAUCAUGACUAGGAUUCUUCACAGUACAGGUUUGGAAUUUCAACAUCAGGUAGAAGAAGCAAAAGAUUUGGAUCAAUUAAUUAAGAUUCAUUACAGAUACCUUUCUACAAUUCAUGACCGCUGCCUGUUGAGAGAAAAGGUUAGUUUUGUGAAAGAAGCUAUAAUGAAAGUGCUGAAUCUAGUACUGAUGUUUGCAGAGCGUUGGCAAGCCGGAUUGGGAGCUUGGAAGAUGGAGUCUAUAACUAAGAUGGAAUCAGAUUUUAAAAACUGUCAUAUGUUCCUUGUGACAGUACUGAACAAAGCAGUGUGUCGAGGCUCCUUCCCACAUUUGGAGUCCUUAACCUUGUCGCUCAUGGCUGGAAUGGAACAAACUUAGCAAAAUAAGAGAUUUGUGUGAAACUACUGAAACUCCAGCAAGAUCUUCUUUCCGGCAUUGUGACAGUUCAAUACUUAAAGUAUUCUAAUGAGAUUUACUUGAAGGAUUUACUGAGGUUUUUCUUUCAGGAUUGCAUUCUGUAUCCCAGGAGUCACAUGGUUGCACAUAAUGGUACAGUUAUCUGUGCUCAAAGUUAUCUUGUAAAUUAAAUACUUAAAAUCAUUUAUCUGUUCUAUAUGUUAAAUGUUAAUUUGCCGUAACUAGAACUUUAUUUUCCUCCAUGAGGAACAUGUGAAGAACAACCCAUAAAAUAAAUGCUUAAUACAAAUUUCCAUGUUCAUUAUCUGAAAUGUAGUGUCAGUCAUUUAUUGUUUUGAUGAGGUGGAGAAGUUCACUUUUCCAUUGUCCAAGAUUAUUGAUAAUUAUGCUUAAAUUCCCAUAGCUAUAUUGUAGUUAUGAUAAAUUGGACUAUUUUACUGGAUUACAUUUUUCAUGGAAAUGUGUUGCUAUUUAUUUACUUAGUAGUACAGGAAGCAUUUUAUACCACAAACAGUGCAUUUGCAUAAUAUAUUUGUUUGGUCAUUCUAAUGGCAGCAGAGUGUUAUUUUACAGUUUUAUGAUUUAAAAUGCUCUCAUAAUUAUCACUUCAAUAGGAUAUUCUGUUAAUAUAAUAUACAAGGUUGCUUCCUUCUCCAUUCUGCAGAUUUUUUUUACUGUAAUUACCUAUUGUGAAAUGUGGUGAAGGUUGUUUGUGAGAAGGAACUGGAAGAUAUAUAAGGAUAGUGGGUAGCUUGAACUAUAUAUGGCUUUGUCUACAGAAUGGUUCCUUUUUAUCAGAUACUUGGCUAUCAAGAGCAGAGUAGAAAGUAUCAAGAGUAGGGACCAUGUUUGUAUGUAUAGGAAUGCUUGUCCAUAUCAGGGUGGUAACUUUUGUGUUGGAAAACAUUCCUCCCAUAAUGAGCAGCAAUGCUGGUAUGGCUUGUAUUUGUAUAGCUUUUUAUUUACCGUGUUUUCCCGAAAAUAAGACAGUGUCUUAUAUUAAUUUUUGCUCCCAAAGAUGUACUAGGUCUUAUUUUCAGGGGAUGUCUUAUUUUUCCAUGAAGAAGAGCUCACAUUUAUUGUUGAACAACAAAAUGAACAUUUAUUAUAUACUGUAAAGUAGUUGUCAUCACAAACCAGCAUAACCAGACAAAAUGUGAAUCCUAUCAAUAAUUUCUUGUUACUACCAUUAUUUCCAUGUACAACUGGUAUGUACAUUUACCAAUCCUGAAUGCUCUGGUGUUCUGUUUGGCAGGCGCUGGGCAUGCUUCCAAACAAAAACUUUUCUAGGUCUUACUUUCGGGGGAGGCCUUAUAUUUAGCAAUGCAGCAAAACUUCUACUAGGUCUUAUUUUUCGGGGAUGUCUUAUUUUCAGGGAAACAGGGUAGUUGAAAAGCUUGAUACUGAAUCUCUGCAGUUUUUAAAAAUAAUCACUGAUAAUAAUAACUGUAAUAGAACCAAGACAAAAGUCAGUCAGAUAUGUGUAAGUUACACAGUCAGUAUAGAUACAGAAUGGACAAUGACAGAAAGCUGAUUUGCCUAAUAAGAGAACAGUUUUCUAUUCUUUUGAAGACUAGGGCUUCAUAAAUAACCAUGGAGAGGAUCAUAGCUACUUGUAAGUAACUGUCAUGGGUCCCUAUAUGGGUCCCUAUAUGGGUGCAGUUAGUCUGCUAAAAUUCUGUAUAGAAGCCAGUUUAGCAACCACCUAUCUUACUAGUGUCUUACAUGAGGAGGCGUCCACUUAAACAAUUGGGGCCUUCAGGGCUAAAGUCCAUUGCACUGAAUCUGGAGAUAAAUGGAAACUGUAUUUUGUGUGCUCCAAAAUAGAAAAAAUAUGAGCACUGUGGGAACAAAUUUUUACUAUUGUGUCACACCUGCUUAAACAAGAAUAUUGUUUGUAUUAUGUGCUAGCUGACACUCCUGUAUUAUUUUCAAAGGCAGCUCAGCAUUAUUUCAUGUAUCAGAGCAUGAAUAAUAAUGAUCAGUAUAAUGGCAGAGGUAUCUGAGUUUGCUUAUAGAUUCUGGAAAACAGCAUUCUUUCAAACAGUGUUUAAAUUAUCCCCUUUAAGAAAAAAUGACUGGACAGGUCUUGACCUUUGCAUUGAUAUUAUAAAAUCUGAGUUUUACAUUUUAAAAUGUUUCUUCUAAAAGAAAGAGCACCGUGGAUUCAAAUCUAUCAUUUGAUGCUCUUAUGCAAUCAUUUCUUCAUUAUUGUCUUUUAAAAAAACCAGUUCUAUCCCAGCUGUACAAGAAACAGAUGUGAUAUGAAAGAAUAUAUUCUGUUACUUGCAUGGGACACAAUGUGCAAUAAGGGAAAAAAAUCAGUGGUGGGACUAUACAGAGAUGACAGUGAAAUACAUUUCCUUUGCUUCAAUGUGCAACAUUAUCUAGCUCUGGAUCUGUGCUUUUUAAUGGAAAAAAAUGACAAUGUAUGGUUAAUUGUGUUCUUUUUCAUUUUAUUUUAUUUGGAAAGAAAAAAAGAUGGAGAACCCAGUGGGAAAGAAAUUUAAAAAAUUACAAGUAUGUCAGAUGCCUAGAACAAUAUCACUUCUGGCAGUGAAUGAAACAGGAAGAUUAUAUGAUAAAAGGCUCAUCUGGGACCUCCGUCUCAAAAGUUCAUGAUAAGAUGGAGAGUAAAAUUAAUUGUAAUUGGUUGUGAAAUAUGUGACUGUUUUGGAAUUAAAAUUGACAGGUAUGGUGCUGUAAGUUGCCUUCUAAUCAUUACUCUAAAAGAUGAGAUGUAAAUAAAUCUUUUUUUAAAAAGUA